AUGGUUUUGCAUUUGUUCAUUGCUGGUCUUAGUGCGUUGAUUGCUACUACUACUACCCUAGCUAGUAUAAUUCAAAAUAAACCAAGAGAUGGAGUUUUAGCAUUUGAUAUGAGAACAGAUUAUUCAUCAGCAUUGACAAAAAGACAAGUUGCUCAACAUGAUUAUUUUCUUCCUGUUAAAGCUUUUCCUAAAAUUGUAUUACAAAUUGGUUCAAAUAAAGAUGAAGUUGAAUUAGAUGUUGAUACAGGAAGUUGGUUAGUUCAAAUACCUGAUGUUGCAACAAAUUGUACAACAUGUUUAUUGCCAAGUGGUAAAUUGGGUUUAUAUAAUUCUAAUAAAUCAACAACUGCAGUUAAAACUGGAAAAGCUAUGAAUAGUAAUUUUUAUAAGACUGCUUAUUAUCAUGGAGAAGGAGUUAUUGAUGAUAUUUGGUUUGGACCAAACUUCAAAAUUCCAAACACGUUAUUUAAUGAUGUUCAAGAUAUAGGAUCCUCAUGGUCUUUUGGAAUUCUAGGACUUGCUAAACCCCCUUAUGGUGAAGAUGAUUUAAAUAUUGUUUGGAAUGCUUAUAGAGCAGGUUUGAUUGCUCAACCAAUUAUUUCUAUAAAUCAAAGAAAUUCAAGUGGUAAUAGUUUACAAUUAAUUAUUGGUGGUUAUAGUAAAUCUCAAAUGGUUGAAGAUUAUACUUGGACAUCAAUUUAUAAUGAAAAUCUAGUUGCUCAAAUUGAUUUUGUUAAUAUAAAUGGAACAGAAGUAAGAGUUGAUCGUAAUGUGGUUUUUGAUACUGGAAAUUAUUAUGUUUUUGCUAAUGCAGAAGUUGUAGAUGCACUUUUAGCUUCUUUCCCUGAUGAUCCAAAUAAUAAAAGAGGUAGUCAUAAAAUCGAUUAUAAUUUAAUUCAAGAUAAAACAAUGACUGUUUCAAUUUAUGGUAAAAAUUAUACUAUUCCUUUACAAGCUUUUGUUGAACCCGAUUGUACUGGACAACACUGUGAAAUCAUCAUUUAUGAAUCAAAACAAUGGAAUUGGGGAUCUGCUUUCAAUAGAUUUUUAAAUAUAGCUUUGAAUUAUGGUGAUAGUACAUUUAUUGGAAUUGCUGAAUGGAAACCAUCAAAUACUAAUGAAAUCGUUUCAUUUUAA
Molecule: messenger RNA, 1137 nt
Organism: Lodderomyces pseudojiufengensis
Lineage: Eukaryota; Fungi; Ascomycota; Pichiomycetes; Serinales; Debaryomycetaceae
Product: pepsin-like aspartic protease
Exons: 1
Coding region: 1-1137 (378 amino acids)
Biological process (GO): proteolysis
Molecular function (GO): aspartic-type endopeptidase activity
Source: RefSeq, a predicted model, not a curated record